GUUAUUUUAAAAUAUUGAAAUUUUGUUGCAUAAUUAUUAAAUUACAUUAAACAAAUAACUAAAACAAAAUAUAACUAUAAAAUAUAACGAUAACUGGUUUGGGAUUACGUGAAGCGAUUACAUAAUCGAGAACAGCGCCAGAAUGGAUUACGCAAUACUUGCGAGCAAUGCACUGUAAAAAUGCAACACCUUUCGGCUGCAACAACAAUAACAACGAAUAGCAACAACAACAACAGUUGAAUGGCGGCCCACUGAAGCCUCCGCCCACUCAGCCAGAGCCAGAACGAACCAACCAAAAUUGAGUUAUAAAAUUUGUUGUUGACUGCUGCAAAAUUGGCCGCCUGCUGAUUAGACACGCCCAAAAGUACAGCGCUCAGCCGCCGUGAAGUAGGCAACAAAAUAUUUAUGCGCACAAACGAUAACAAGAGCAACAACAACAACAACAAGAAUAAGUGAGAGCAGCCAGUGAACAAAAACAAAAAGUCCAUCAACCAGCCGCAUCAUGAAGGGCUUGACGGCGUUUAAGGAGAAGGCGACGGGCGUUUUCAGCGGCCUCAAGCCGAAUAUGGAGAAGUUCGAGAUAUCGCAGAGCUACCAUGGCGGACACGGCGGCUAUGAGGAAAUGGAGGGUGGCGAGCGCGAGGGACGCGGCCCCGGCGGCGGACACGCCUAUGACGACGACGACGAUCGACCAGACUCGCCCGCCUCCUUCGAGGAGAUCGAAAGGCCGCCGCUGCGCAAAAUCGACAAGUACUGCAAGGCGGAAUGCCCCUGCAUGCCGGCACGGUACACCAUCGCUACAAUGGCCUGCGUGGGAUUCAUGAUUGCCUUCGGCAUGCGUUGCAACAUGUCAGCCGCCAAACUUAAAGGCGAGCACAAUGGGACCGUCUUUAUGAACUGGACGGUUGCUGUGGAAAGCCAUGUGGACUCAUCCUUCUUCUGGGGCUAUCUGGUUACACAAAUACCCGGCGGUUUUAUUGCAUCCAAGUUUCCGGCGAACAAGAUUUUCGGGCUCUCGAUUGUAAGCUCCGCCUCGCUGCAUCUGUUUGUGCCCUUCGCGAUGACUCUGAUGCACGGUCAUGUGGUCAUAUGUGUGCGCGUGCUGCAGGGACUCUUUGAGGGCGUAACAUAUCCAGCUUGUCACGGCAUUUGGCGCUUCUGGGCGCCACCCAUGGAGCGCUCCCGCCUGGCCACAUUGGCCUUCUCCGGCUCGUAUGCGGGCGUCGUGGUGGGUCUGCCGCUGUCCGGGCUGUUGGCCGAUGCCGUUGGCUAUCAGGCGCCCUUCUAUGCGUAUGGCGCAUUUGGCAUCAUUUGGUACCUGUUCUGGAUCUGGUUGUGCUUUGAGAAUCCGCGCAAGCAUCCCGCCAUUAGCAUACCCGAACUGAAGUAUAUUGAGAAAUCGCUGGGCGAAUCAGCGCAUCCGACAAUGCCGUCGUUCAAGACAACUCCGUGGCGCCAAAUGCUGCGCUCCAUGCCCGUCUAUGCGAUUAUAGUGGCAAAUUUUUGCCGCUCCUGGAACUUUUAUUUGCUGGUGCUGUUUCAGUCAUCGUUCCUCAAGCACAAGUUUGGCUUUAAGGUGGAGGAGGCGGGCUUUGUGGGCUCGUUGCCCCAUUUGAUAAUGACCACAAUCGUGCCCUUUGGCGGCAUGCUGGCGGAUCAUUUGCGCAAAAAUGGCAUACUCUCCACGACGAAUGUGCGCAAGCUCUUCAACUGCGGCGGAUUUGGCAUGGAAGGUCUAUUCUUUCUGUUUGUCGCGCAUUCCUCCACGGCGACGGGCGCCAUGUUUGCGCUAACCUGCGGCGUCGCCUUCAGCGGCUUUGCCAUCUCCGGCUACAAUGUGAACCAUUUGGAUAUUGCGCCUCGAUACGCGAGCAUCCUGAUGGGCUUAUCCAAUGGCAUUGGCACCUUGGCUGGCAUCAUAGUGCCCUAUGCGCUGGACGGGCUCAUCCAAGCGAAUCCGACUGGCUGCUGGACUACAGUGUUUACACUGGCCGCCUGUGUUCAUCUGAUUGGCUGCACUUUCUAUGGCAUUUUUGCCUCCGGCGAGCUGCAGCCUUGGGCCGAGCCGCCACCUGAGGAGCAGCAGGUGUGGGCACCUCCAGCGGGCGCCAUCACACACGAUGAUCCCAGCCAGGCGGGCAUGCUGGGCACAUACAUGAAGGAGACACAAUUUGGCGCACCGGAGUAUACGGAGCAGAGCCAAAUGCAGCAAUCGAAUGCCAUUAGCUAUGGCGCCACCGGGCACGUGGCCAACAAUCCAUUUGCAUUGGCAGCGUCUGCACCCAUUGCCGAGGAGCCCGCCCAGCCGCCGUAUGUGGACAAUGCCUACGACUACACGCAAGGGCAAAUACCGCCCUCGACGAAUCCCUACGAGCAGCCGGCCUAUCAGCAGCAGUAAGAAUCAAUGCCGCAAUCUGAUAUAACUUAGCUUUUAGUUCUAGUCCAAAAAGCCGUUUAUUGUUUGUUCCUGAUGGGGUUGAUUUGUAUAUAAGAUACUAUACGCGAUAUAUUUAACUGCAAGACCAUUAACUGUUCAGCAACUUCAGACCCGAGUCUAACGAAUUUCUACAUAAAAAAACCAAAAAACGAAACCAAACAAAACUCUCACGACACUAACACAAUGAAACUAUGUACCUAACAGAGCAACUACAUAUUGUACGCGUAUACAGAACACGAAAGAUAUCGUUUAACUUGGCGCCGCACACAAAUCACAAGAAAUAAAAUAAUAAAGAAUAGUGCCAUAGUCGGAAGGGCACGACUGGGAGAUACCCUGAACCCACGACGAGCUGCCGUUGCAGAUAUUUUAACUGAUUUCUCUCUCUAUGCAUAGCAAAUGCUUCCUUGUUUAACUUUGGGACUUAAAGUCUGAUCCAAAUGCAAUUUUCAGGGCUUCAAUGUGGCACAAAAUAGUGUGUGUAUACCCUGUAAAAAUUAGUUUUCCUCAAUUCUGAUAAAAUAGGGGAGGUAUCUAAAAAUUAAAAUAUUCUUAAUCUGCGUACACUAUAUGUAUGUAUCUAUGUAUCUGGUGUAUCUAGUUCUUAUAAUUUUCGAGUAGUGCCUAAGUAGGCUAUACUUCGAAAUCAGUAUUUAUCGAGAAGAUGAAAGCAGAUCUCGAAAACUCGUGUCUAAUUUUCAAUGGGGUCAGGGUAUAAAUAGAAAACAAAAUCAAAUAUAUAGCCUACUUUUAAGCAUCGCUUCCGCGAAAUUUCUAUUUACAAGCUCCAGCAUAUUAAUGAACAAAUCGAAAAAUUAAAUAAAAUAAUAUUUGACAUUUGUGUAUAUCAUAAACAGACAUAAUCCAGACAAAAACACAGCACGUCUCAAACCGUUAUUGAAAUAUUAUUAUAAAUAAUUUAAAACCAUAUAUUAUAUAGUCACUUUAUAGCUACAUAUACUA
Messenger RNA from Drosophila novamexicana, 3397 nucleotides. RefSeq names its product vesicular glutamate transporter 1 (gene VGlut). Lineage: Eukaryota; Metazoa; Arthropoda; Insecta; Diptera; Drosophilidae. Gene Ontology annotation, cellular component: synaptic vesicle membrane; excitatory synapse. Gene Ontology annotation, biological process: neurotransmitter loading into synaptic vesicle; synaptic transmission, glutamatergic; monoatomic anion transport. The record is from RefSeq and is a predicted model, not a curated record. The transcript has 8 exons. The coding region runs from base 503 to 2398 and encodes 631 amino acids. Gene Ontology annotation, molecular function: neurotransmitter transmembrane transporter activity; L-glutamate transmembrane transporter activity.